AUGUUGAUAUCUUUUCCAAAAUCCAGAAAGCUUAUAAUAUACUAUAAAAGCUAAAUUUGUGAGGUCUGCUCUUUAAAAAUUACAAAUGGCAGAUCUUAAGGACUUUUAUCAAUUUCAAUAUAAAUAAAUUUAUUUAUUUGCAUGAGUCAAAAUUUACCAAGCAGGCGCUCCCAGGAGUUCUCUUCUCAAGAUUCUAAUAGUACUUUGACAGCAAAAUGACUACUAUAUCCUACUGUAUAAAUAUAAAGCAUUAUGAUCUUGAUAUAGAGCAUCGUUAGCCUAUUUUCUAGAUUAAACGAUAUGUAGAAGAUAAACUUCUGCAUAAAAUUCAUUUGAGUAUGGAAUAGUUUCGUUUUUUAAUUGCGAUUUGCCUCGAGACAUUAUUAAUGAGGCAAUGAGAAAUGUUUCUCCAAAACCAUCCAAAUGGAUGGUGGCUAGAGAAAUGAAUUUACCAGAAAGCUGAACCAUAUGCGUACUGGUUGAAUAUGAACGUGAAAUGACCAUUGAUUCUCAUAUCUUUAAUUUUUUUGGGGAGUAG
Blepharisma stoltei is the source of this 538-nucleotide messenger RNA. The record is from the annotation of a GenBank genome assembly. NCBI's taxonomy places the organism in Eukaryota, Ciliophora, Heterotrichea, Heterotrichida, Blepharismidae.